This is a messenger RNA of Pestalotiopsis fici W106-1, 927 nucleotides long. RefSeq lists its product as uncharacterized. The record is from RefSeq and is a predicted model, not a curated record. The transcript has a single exon. Gene Ontology annotation, molecular function: S-adenosylmethionine-dependent methyltransferase activity. The coding region runs from base 1 to 927 and encodes 308 amino acids. Lineage: Eukaryota; Fungi; Ascomycota; Sordariomycetes; Amphisphaeriales; Sporocadaceae.
AUGAGGGAGGAAACAUUCAGGUCAUACACACAGGCGCAAGGAGAAUCUUACGCGACAGGGCGUCCGGGUUAUUCUCCAAAGCUCUUUCAAACCAUCAUCGAUCACCAUGUUGCCACGGGUGGCGAGCUCGGCCUUGUCGUCGACGUUGGCUGCGGUACUGGCCAAGCGACGCAGAGCCUGGCUCCCUUCUUUGCUCAGAGUAUCGGCCUCGAUCAAUCAGAGGGCAUGAUUAAUUCGGCGCGUGCUUCCAUCAAGUCGCCCACCACAUCUCUGCGUUUCGAGGUCUCAGCCGCCGAACUCCUGGGCGCGGAUCUGGAGAGCCCAAUUGCCGAAAACAGCGUCGACCUGCUGACUGCCGCUACAGCAGCUCACUGGUUCGACAUGGGCGGCUUUUGGCGUCGCGCAGCACGUGUGCUCAAGCCAGGAGGCACCGUCGCGCUGUGGGCAAGAACACGCGCUUCAGUGAACCCGGUCUUGACACCAAACGGCGCUGCCAUUCAGACCGAAAUGGAUAAAUUUAUCCGUGAGGAAAUAGGGCCCUAUGCCGUGGUCGGGAACUCAUUGACGCGCAAUCUCUACAUUGACCUGCCGCUACCUUGGGCUCUUGGUCCUCCUGCAACAGAAUUCGACAAUGAGACUUUUUACCGAAAAGAGUGGAACAAGGAGCUAGAUGGUCUGGGGUCUGAUGACAUGGGCACGUCAAUGACACUCAGCACCAAGGAAUUUGAAAUGGCAACGGCGACAAGCAGCUCUGUCACGAGAUGGAGAGAAGCACACCCUGAAGAGGCUGGGACCGAGGAAGACGUGGUGAGAAGAAUGACAAGGCGUAUAGAGGGCCUCUUGCACGAGGCCGGGGUCAAGCCUGGAGAGGAGUUCAUUCACGGUGAAGUGGCAAUCAUUUUGCUGAUGGUGAAGAAGCGAUCAUGA